Messenger RNA from Epinephelus moara (kelp grouper), 692 nucleotides. Its product is annotated as storkhead-box protein 1-like. NCBI's taxonomy places the organism in Eukaryota, Metazoa, Chordata, Actinopteri, Perciformes, Serranidae. The record is from RefSeq and is a predicted model, not a curated record. Gene Ontology annotation, molecular function: RNA polymerase II transcription regulatory region sequence-specific DNA binding; DNA-binding transcription activator activity, RNA polymerase II-specific. The coding region runs from base 265 to 633 and encodes 122 amino acids. The transcript has a single exon. Gene Ontology annotation, cellular component: cytoplasm; nucleus. Gene Ontology annotation, biological process: positive regulation of transcription by RNA polymerase II.
CAGUUGGAGUUAGUGAGCUGGCUGCAGGGGACGGCGUGUCAGGUUGCUUAUUUCCCUCAUUAUACAUGGAGCACCUGUGUUUAACUUUAACAACGUCGAGCUGCAGACUCUGGAUCAGCUCAGCGUGCUUUAUUUUACCCUCCAGUCCACUUCUUUAACAUGUCUGAGGAUUAUCAGGCACUUUUUGGGUAGAAACGCAAACCGUGCGGUGUGAACAAUGACCCGAAACACUGGUUUCCUCUGAUUUUUCAUGCCUGAAGCACGAUGGAGAAGUUCCUUGAAGUAGCCCCGCACUCUCUGGCUCUGGUGCUGUCGCAGCUUCGCAGAGGAGAUGAAGAGGGCUGCCCAUCAUCAUCAUCACCACCACCAGCAGCGGUAAAGUUACAGCAUCACACCGGCUACGAGGUGUUCGCUAAUUUCAAAGCUGUAAACAUGCAGCAUUUCUGGAACAAGGCACUGACAGACGCGCUGUCUGAGAUCUUCUUCCUCGGCUGGAUCGAUGAGCAUGUGCUGCUGAUCCAGGGCAAAGAAGUCCACCUCCAGGUCCUGAGGAACGGAUGGACCAGACGGACCCUCAAACCACCACAGGGCUUUGACAUCAUGUGCAUAGGUGAGUGUGUUACACAUGCAUAAUCAUGCCGUUGGGCUCAAGUUGCACAGGCAGUCGAUGCUUUACACUUAAUUUCAUUCUG